Vitrella brassicaformis is the source of this 2336-nucleotide messenger RNA. The record is from the annotation of a GenBank genome assembly. NCBI's taxonomy places the organism in Eukaryota, Vitrellaceae.
GGGACAGGCGCGUGACGGCGUUUUCGUGUUGCUUCCGACACGAGCGAGCCACCUUAUCAUCCUUAUGUCAGGCGUCAAGUGGUAGGCACGGCGCUAGCACGGCGCUGCCAUAUCCAUCCACGUAUGUAUCCUUUCUGCGUGUGUGUGUGCGUGUGUGCGUGUGCGUGCGCCAAGGUCCUUGCCGUGGAUCCAGUCUUUCGACAACUUCAUCAAUGACUGCGCAAAGCCCGUGAUCGAAUGCCUCGGGUUCGUGCUGCAAGUUCUGGAUUGGCUCCGCGGACUCGUGCUGCAAGGCAUCGGUUGGUUCCUCGUCACUUUCAUCAUCAAUCCCUUCAUCGGAGCCUUCUUUUUCGGGCUGAACAUCGUGGGUACCGUGAUGGUCGCCGUGACCACCUUGGUGAAUGUGAUCGUCCUGCUCGGCUGGAUCUUCUGCAUCGCGGCACUAUUCAUCGCCUACCUGAUAGUGGGCUGUUGUGUAAGAGUCGCCUUCCGCAAUUGCGUGCAAGACACCUUCACGGCGGCGGAGGUCAUCUUGUUGCACUUCGCCGCCUUGACGGACCCCGUCCCUCUGCCGCCGCUGGGCUGGGUGGACCGCGUGCGACAUCUCUUGGUGGGAGUCAGGAAUGCAGUGUCAGACGGCGGCGGCAUAGACAGCUUGCUCGCGAUGGCCCUGCAGCUGCUCAAGGACUAUCCUCGGCAUUGUAUCGUGUGCGCAUGGGAGGCCUUGUUGCCUGGCUUGCCGUUUCGCCCGUUUCGAUGGAUGCCACGUUGCCUCACGUGGUUGGCCUUCCGCGACAGUAGCUCACCAAACCCCCUCGACGGCGCGCCAGGGUACAAACACGCACACAGGCAGGUUGGUUUCACGCGUGCAUGUUUGUGUAUGCAGCUUUGAGAAAGAAACGUGGAUCUAUGUGAACGGCAUAUGCUCGAACGGAUGGAUCGCUGAGCUCAACGGGAAGCGGCUGCAGGAGCUCUUCUGUAAACGUCCUAUCACCGUCAUCCACAACCCUACUGACAGUGUUUGGGUCGAUGUGCUGGAGACCUUUGUGGGCAAGCUGAAGCUGUUUUCGUGGUGGCAGGUGGAGCCGGAAAAGACGCUUAGGAAAGCGGUGGAGGAGGCGCUGCUCAAAUCGGGGGAUGCGCUGCUCAAAUCGGGGGAUGCGCUGCUCGAUACGGGGAAGAUCAGGGUGGUGCUGAUAGCGCAUUCGCAAGGGACCAUCAUUGCCAACAAUGUGGUACAUCAGAUCGCUGACAGUGUGGCCAACGCCAAGGCCAACGACGAGAAAAUGAAGAAAAUGAAGAAGGGCCUGAGCAAGUUGGAGGUGAGCAGUUAGAAGCAGCCGUACAUGACCGUCCAGAGCGUUAUGUUGAGCCGGCCGGUGUCGUGUGCAGGUGUAUCUGUUUGCGGAUUGCGCUCAUCACGUAGAUGUGGAUCUUUUGAAAAGCCUGAACGUCCACAUGGAGAGCAUCUGCAACGAGCGCGAUCCAGGUCAGCCUGCCUUGUGUAUGCACACACACAACCUUGACAUGUCACUUGUGUUUGAAUGCAUGCUUACAGUACCGUAUCUUGGGAGCACUGUACCCAGUGAAGGGACAAUGGAGCGACGUAAAUGGAAAAGUGGUCAAUGACCGCCCGAAACACCCGAUUGUCCAACCUGACAAGCGAGGCCAUUUCCUCAACACGCACUACCUCGACAACUUCCGUCGCGAGUACCGGGACUCACGGCUGCACAAUUAUGAGACACUACCCACUCGUAAUUGGGACUAACUAGUCUCUCUUUUUCACGUUUAUUUGGUGAUUUAGUAAGGUGGUUGAGCCUGGCGCUCUCUUUUUCUACGUCUGUUCAGUGGGGUACAUAUCGCAUGCAUGACAUGUAUUGCCUCUCGAUCCUCGUGUUCCUGCGCUGAUUGAGCCGUCGCCAACCGAUGUGGUAGGCUCCUAUCUGCGCCAAGGCGUGCUGUCUUGUGCCGUUGUGAUGGGCUGUGUAUGUAUGUUUCUGACUGCUGACUGAUUAGUGCUUUAUCAAGCCUGCAGGGGCUUUUGCGUGUUCACGACUGAGGGUAGUCUUCUGUGUGCGUGUGAGCUAUGCAUGAUUGUAUGGUAGUGGGGUGACGUCAGAAAGAAAAAGAGAGAGAGAUCGACAGAGAGACUGGCGCCGCAAACAAAAGACGGUCAUGCGAGACGAGCAGAGACACAUGCAGAGAUAGGCGACUGACGCGACACCCAUCAAGGAAGACAUCCAUCGGACAAAUGUACGUGUGUUUUGAUCACAUCGAGUGUACGUGUGUCAGUUGAGGUUCCCCCUCGCCGGUUUGAUGAGUGUUUUCAAAUUCAC